AAAUUUGGCGAUUCGAAGCAGUGACCAGUUGGCUUCAUCUCAUCUUGGAUUCGGUGUUUCCUUCGCCAGUCGCCAGUGCUGAUCGGGACUUGACGGAGAGAGGGUGUGGCAUUAGAAGUACCCUGUUCAACCAUGACCGUCGCCAUUUUGAGAUACUGAGUUGUGGGGAUGUCACGUAAUGUCCGCAGUGGUAUGUCGCCCGUUCCCCUUCGCCUCCGCCCUUCGUUAUACGGCCGGAGGAACGGAGUCGUGUGUUGCUGUAUUACACUUCGCCCUGUCACGCGAGUAUACGUACAGCAGCGGUGGUGGGCGUUUCUCUGCAGCGCUGAUGACCGUACUGACACGAGACACGCAGGUAACACGGCGGUACACGGUCAAAGAUCCCUCCCAACGAGUAGGCAGCCCGUCCUGUGUUGGGUAUAGAUGGCACGGAAUUUGCUUCGUGACGAAUGGAUUGAUGGGACCUUUCUACUAUUGGUUAUUAAAGGCAGGAAUCGACUCGUCACCGUUUUUCAGAUGGAUUGAUGGGACCUGCAUAUACUGUCUGGUGAGUAGGAUGGCGUAAGUGUACGCUCUGGUAGGAACUAACCAAUGGUUGUCAGUUAAUGUAAUUAUUGUUAGUAGUUCCUUGGUAAUUCUAUUAUUAUUACCAAGAGU
Molecule: messenger RNA, 657 nt
Organism: Portunus trituberculatus (swimming crab)
Lineage: Eukaryota; Metazoa; Arthropoda; Malacostraca; Decapoda; Portunidae
Exons: 5
Coding region: 179-565 (128 amino acids)
Source: RefSeq, a predicted model, not a curated record